GUGCGAAUUCAGACUAUCUGGGAUCCGAAAGUUUCGUCAGGAAUUGGCCUGCAGCUCUCUCCUUUUCUCCGCAGCCUUGCCGCAGGUUCCAGUCUUCACUAAAUUGACAAGCAGGUGCCCACCAGGUCCAACACGAUGAUCGCGUCGUGAUUCUACCUCACCUUAUGCAUGCAGAUACCACAACAAGUGCUCGAGACAAAGUCAAAUUUACUUCACUUCACUGGCCGCCGCAAUUCAAAAUGUCGUUCCAAUUCUUCAGCCAACUCAAUUUUCAGAUCUGCAUCACUGUUCAACUGUCUUCGCUGACGCCACAACUUAGGAUCCCAUGGCCGACGACAUCAUAGAACAGUCCGGACCGAAGCAGGGUGUUACCCUGUUCUCAGCAGUACAAAGCCUUGAGGAUCAUGCUUUGGCCGAAUUGCUCUCCACACCAUCACGAAAGAAGCCUGAACAGAUCAUGACCUAUUGCGGCCGAGCCAUACAUAUCCCAGAAUCGGACACGACCAUGCACCGGAGCUACGAAACUGAACGUCAGAACUAUGCAUAUGCUCAGUGGAUCAAAGAGGAGGGAGAGAAACAGUUGCGGCUGUACCAGGAAGUGAAUCGUCAUGAACAAACGAGUUCACUAUCAGCAGGACAGUCCAUUCAAUCUCCCAAUCAGCACACACGGCCAAGCGCCCCAGUCUAUCCCGACCCUCAAGAUCCCGAAACACAGCAGCGCACGUUCUAUCGCAACCUAGCACGCGCCCCGGUGUUGAUUGCGCAUAGUAGCAGCAGCGGCAGCAACCUAGAUCACGGUACAGGAAGACCUCAGCAGGGCCCAUUGCAAAGACCAACAUUGCUGCAGAGCUUUCAAGGCUGUCCGCCAGAUGGCACUCCAGUCGGCGAUCCUGCUCACCAAGAGCCUCAGCAAGCAUCACCGCAGAAACCGACCCUGCUGCAGAGAUUCCAAGGCUACCCGCCAGAUGGAGUUCUGAGAGGUUACCCGCCAGAUGGAAGCCUAAACAGAAGCCCUGGUCCCUGGGACCUUCGCCAAGCACACCAUCAGGCAGCCCAGCAAGCAUCUCAUCGAUUGGGUGCCCAACUAGCAACCCGAGCACUUUACCAAGUGAUAAACCAACCACCUCCGCCGGCGACUCAACCUCCAAGUCAAACUCGGCAAGUUGUCGCAGACCUCCGACCACGACGCCCAGUCACGCCGAGCAAACUUCGCUAUGCGAAUGCUGUUGCACCAACACCUCCGAUGGAUGCAAGAGCCAACAUCCUACAGAUACUCCAGCAGGAUAAGCUUCGACGCAAGCCGAUGGUUCCGGCGAUUCGUCCAGCACCCAAUGUUGGUCCCAAUAGCAAGAGAGAUGCUACCCCUUCCGCACUUGAACAGGAGAGUCCUAGCAAGAGAAUCCGUCUGACGCAGGAGCCAACGGUCGAAGUUGUGGAUGGCAAGCCGUUCGCAACCACAAAGCAGACAGCACUCGAACCAGCGCCUCCAUCUCCCAUUCCAUUGGAAAGUACACCUGUGGUUCGGGUCCACCAGCAACCUCAAACUGAGACUCAACAAGUGCAGUACGAUAACGACCAAGAUGCGAAAUCUGGACGAUUGGACGCUACGACUCCGAGUACGGUUGGGUCAGACCAUGAAGACACACCAAUGCAGGAGCCAAAAUCUGCCGACUCUCCUAGCCUUUCAGACAUCAUUAGUAGUGAAACGCCGUCUGAGGCAUCAGAGGAGUCUGACGAGGAGUGGAGUCCAAGCCGCCGCUCUCAGCAACAGCGUACUAAUGUGCAGGACAGCCAGGAUCGACCGGUCACUAGACGUACGAGUACUUCACGACACCCGGACAUUUGGACUGGUUACGACGACAUGUAACUGGUUAGAGGCUGAUGGAGGAUUGUUGGUCUCGACUGAACGGAGUUGGAAUUGAGACUGCUUUGCUGUGGAGACCGACAGGCUGUAAUCAAUUCAUUUGUGAGAUUUGUACGGCGGAGCUUGGAUAUGAGGGACGUCAUCCAGUCA
Messenger RNA from Exophiala viscosa, 2014 nucleotides. RefSeq lists its product as uncharacterized. The transcript has a single exon. The record is from RefSeq and is a predicted model, not a curated record. The coding region runs from base 326 to 1867 and encodes 513 amino acids. Lineage: Eukaryota; Fungi; Ascomycota; Eurotiomycetes; Chaetothyriales; Herpotrichiellaceae.